Messenger RNA from Fomitopsis serialis, 363 nucleotides. RefSeq lists its product as uncharacterized. NCBI's taxonomy places the organism in Eukaryota, Fungi, Basidiomycota, Agaricomycetes, Polyporales, Fomitopsidaceae. The record is from RefSeq and is a predicted model, not a curated record. Bases 1 to 363 code for a protein of 120 amino acids. The transcript has 4 exons.
AUGUCGGCGACACCUCUGUUCAGGGAUCGGACUGUGCGGGCAGUUACCUCAGACACCUACAAUCUCAUGCAGAGCUCGGUGGCCAUGCUCGCGCUGGCGUCGCUGUCCAUCCUUGUCGUCAUGCACCACCGCCGGAACGGGCAGUUCCUCACGCAGACGCAAGAGGAGAUCAUCCUCAUCGCCGCCUUCGGGUUCUUCUGGCUAGGUCAGUCAUGGGGAACUUGCGCCGAUUCCGAGUACGUCUCAGGCAAGGAGAGCGAGCGCCGUGCCGGAAGAAGGGAGCAAGGUUUCACGAGUACGCGGAGAUACGGAUGCAGGGACGAUUCGUGGUAUUGCGUGGUCGAAGAGUAUUCGUGGUACUGA